AGCAGUGAAAUCAGAGAUAGCACGUCUAGUCAGAGUGUGUAUUGUGUAUUUAUCGUCAGUGUGUGUAGUUGUGUACCUUUCUGCACGUCUUUGUCUUCUGUUGCGAAAAAUAAAUACAUACAGACGAAUUGAGAACCUCCUCCUUUUUCCGAAGUCGGUUAAAAAUGCCCAGAAAUAUAACAGUGCCAGUGUCCCCCAUAUACUUCAAUAUUGCAGAAUACUGCCUCUUUGGUAUAAUUUUAGGUCUCAUUAUUGGAAUUAUACUGUACUACAAUAUCGCGAGUAGUAAAUAUAAUACUGUGUCUGGUUUUCUGUUUGGUGGCAAGAAUAUGUCUAUCGUGUCUAUUAGUCUUGCACUUACAGCUAGUCAUUUAACAAGCAUCACACUAUUGGGAGUUCCAGUUGAAAUAUAUCUAAGAGGGACACAGUAUUGGGCAUCAGCUCUAUCACUUAUAAUUGUUACGUUUUUAACAGCUGUGAUUUACUUACCAGUAUUUCACAAGUUGCAACUGUCAUCGAGCUUUGAAUAUCUAGAAAUUAGAUUUUCCACACAAACUCGAAUAAUUGCGGCUGUUCUAUUUGUUGUCAGCAAGUUAAUGUUGCUGCCGAUUGUACCAUAUGUACCAAUGUUGGCUUUUAAAAUGGUAACCAACCCUUUUGCCGGAAAAAUAACUGCAAUCCUUUGCAUCGUGUGCUCCACAUUUGUUGCUAUAGGAGGCCUCAGAUCCAUUGUGGCUAUAGGAAUACUCACCACAUUUCUGUCCCUGGUUGGAACAGCAUUGCCCAGUAGUUUGGCUUUGAUACCAAAGGGAAUUCGGAGCAUGUGGGAAACCGCCAGUUUAGGCGGGAGACUAGUCUUGUAUGAUCCCGAUCCGGAACUAGCACAUCACACGUCUUUCUUUGCGGUCACAUUAGCCCUUAGCACAAACUGGCUUUGGAAAGUGGCUCUGAGUCAAUCAUCACUCCAGAAGCUUCUAGCAGUUUCCACGAUCAGCCAGGCAAGGCUCUGCCUCACUCUGUCCUGUGCCGGAGUUAUUCUGAUGAAACUUCUAUCUUGUUUCUUGGGGUUAGCAAUAUACGCUACAUUUGCUGACUGCGAUCCCUUACUGUCCGGUCAAAUAAAGAAACAUGAGCAAUUGGUUCCGCAUUUCCUGAAUUAUCUAUCGACCAUGUUUCCUGGUAUUUGUGGGAUAUUUAUUAUAUCGACCUUUAGUGCUACUGCAGGAUGUAUGGCAUCCAUUAUAAAUUCAGUGUCUGGUGUUAUUUUCGAAGAGUUCAUCAGACCUUGGAUGCCCCAGAAUACUAGAGAAAUAACAUGCUGUUGGAUUAUGAAGUCCCUCUGCAUCGUGGUCGGAGGCUACGGCAUCGCGGUGCUCUGGGCGGCGAACAACCUGGAACGCCUUCAGCACGUGGCUUCAGGAGUCACAGGCGUCACCGCGGGAACUUUACUGGGCCUCUUCACUUUGGGCAUUGUUUUCUCAAGGGCUAACUGUUCCGGGGCGCUCAGCGGAUCACUUCUAAGCCUCCUGAUUUGCGGCUGGCUCCUGUUGGGGGCGGAAAACGCUGUGGCCAGGGGAGCAUUGACCUACCAAGGAAAGCCAUUAACGACCUCUGGAUGCGGAAAAACGAACUUCACUCACAUCCUGACCAACAUCACAGCAGUUGCCUUUGAAUCAACCAAGCUGAACCACCCAACCAAGCGUCUCCAAUCGCUCUUCCGCAUCACCUUCACGUACUGUCCGUUCGCCGGAGCCCUAACCGUUCUCUUCAUCGGGGUCCCCAUGAGCUACCUCACGGAGAAGUCGCGCACCUCCUCCAUGAACCCGGCCGUGCUGUGCCCGCUGACACAGAGCCUGCUGAACAAGCCGCAGGUGCGCAGUAGAACCACGUCGUGCUCGGAGGCGCGCGCGCCGACCAGCCAGGAGAAGUACGCGGCGCUCGACGUGGCCUUGAAGCACUUGAAGGAGGUCUUCGAUGAUAAGUAAAAGGGUAGAAGGCUGAUUCGUUUGUUAAU
Plutella xylostella (diamondback moth) is the source of this 2014-nucleotide messenger RNA. Its product is annotated as sodium-coupled monocarboxylate transporter 2. Gene Ontology annotation, biological process: sodium ion transport; transmembrane transport. Gene Ontology annotation, cellular component: membrane. The record is from RefSeq and is a predicted model, not a curated record. Gene Ontology annotation, molecular function: symporter activity. Lineage: Eukaryota; Metazoa; Arthropoda; Insecta; Lepidoptera; Plutellidae.